GCACGAUUACUUCCUGUGCAAAAGUGCGCCAUUAGAAGGAAUUUCCGAGUGUUUACCGCUUCAUGCGGUCUUUACAGAUAAACUCUAGCUCACUGUGCGCUGAUCUGAGGUUCUGGGUAGGUUAUUUUACAGUCGGACAUUUUAUAGUGUUCAUUCAGGGAAAGUAAAACAAAAUGUCCGCGGAAGAAGCGGAGAAAACAACAACAACAACAACACCACCAGCAGCGCCAGUAAUCCCGGCGGCGGAGGCUCCUGCUGGGGAUGAGGAGGAGGAAUGGCUGUACGGCGAUGAAGGAGAAACCAAGGAGACUGAGGAGGAAGAGGUGAAACAGACUGGCACCGUCAGCACCCCCGCCGCACCUGCAGCUCCUGAGGAGAACAGCACUGGAAACGGAGUGGCCAGUCAGGAGGAGGAGCAGGGUGACAACGAGGACAGCGACAGUGACAGCGAUGACGACGACGACGAUGUCCGUGUUACCAUCGGCGACAUUAAGACGGGUGCGCCUCAGUACACGACGUACGGAACAGCGCCGGUCAACCUGAACAUAAAGACAGGCGGCAGCAGGCCAUACGGAGCAGUGGGAGCGAAGGUGAAGGGUGUGGAUCUUGAUGCCCCAGGCGGCAUCAACGGCGUCCCCGUAUUGGAGGUGGACAUGGAGUCCUUUGAAGAAAAGCCGUGGAGAAAACCUGGUGCCGACUUGUCGGACUACUUUAAUUACGGCUUUAAUGAGGAAACUUGGAAGGCGUACUGUGAGAAGCAGAAGCGGCUGCGGAUGGGCCUCGACGCCAUCAACAUCAGCUCUGCUACAAGCAAGAUAUCUGUUCAGCAGGGCAGGACAGGGAACGAUAAGGAGGCUGCACUUCCUGCUCACGUUGCUAAAGCAGACUUUACGUCCCCAUCUAACCUGUACAAGACAAACCUGAACCCAGCCAGGAUAUCCCCUCCGCAGUGGGCGGGGCCUGCAUCCCAAGAUACGCCCUAUUAUACGAAGUCUACUGGGACCAUUGAUGUGAUUGGUGGACAAACAGCGACCAUCAGCAGGGUGGAGGGACGCCGCCGACACAAUCUGGAGGGAAACAACAUCCAGGUGAUCUCUGAACACACGUCCUCCGAAGCAGAGGCCACACCUGCCAAACUUCCCACCUUCUUCCCCCCAGGGCCCCUCCCUCCCAACAUGCCACCACCGCCUUUCCUGCCUCCACCCCCUGUCAGCCAGGCUCCACCCCUUAUCCCUCCGCCAAGACUCCCGAUCACCGUCCCUCCUCCUGGUUUCCCACCUCCUCCCAGUGGCCCGCCCCCUUCACUCAUGCCAACAUUAGACAACACUGGGCAUUCUGGAGGAUAUGACUGCCGUCCUGUCACGCCAUAUCCUUUCCCACCAGGCGGUUACCCGCCGCCCAUACAGGGGCCUGUGAACAACUGGGCUGGGGUGAUGGACAACUCGAAGCAGUGGGAUUAUUAUUCCCGCCGAGAGAAGGAGAGGGAGAGAGAGAAGGAGAGAGAGAGGGAAAGAGAGAGGACGAGAGACCGUGGACAUGACCGGGAGAGAGAGCGAGAUCGAGAGCAUAGUCCCUCAUCCAUGGCCUACAACAGUGAUGAGGAGCGUUACCGUUAUCGUGACUACGGAGAACGUGGGUACGAAAGGCAUCGGGACCGGUCGAGCCGAGAGAAGGAGGAGAGACAUCGUGAAAGGAGACACCGAGAGAAAGAGGAAGGAAGGCACAAGUCCUCACGCAGCAGUAGCAGAAGGAGGCAUGACAGUGAGGAAGGUGACAGCCAUCGCAGACACAAACAUAAGAAGUCGAAGAGGAGUAAAGAGGGCAAAGAGCCGAGCGAGGAGCGAGCAGCCGACCAGGAGAACCAGGAGGCUAUGGAGUAACGUCUCGUCUGUUCCGAGCUCUGUACCAUGCAGAAACCGAAUACUCUAUACUCCUUCCGUAGUAUUUUUCCAUUUUAGUUCUUCUGCUUGUUCAGAUGUUGUUGUGUUUUCUCCAAGUCUUGUGUAGAUGUUGAUUUGAUGGAUUAAAAAAAGGCAUUUGGUAAUUUC
This is a messenger RNA of Neoarius graeffei (lesser salmon catfish), 2048 nucleotides long. RefSeq names its product FIP1 like 1b (S. cerevisiae) (gene fip1l1b). Gene Ontology annotation, molecular function: RNA binding. The transcript is spliced from 17 exons. Lineage: Eukaryota; Metazoa; Chordata; Actinopteri; Siluriformes; Ariidae. Gene Ontology annotation, cellular component: mRNA cleavage and polyadenylation specificity factor complex. The record is from RefSeq and is a predicted model, not a curated record. Bases 174 to 1880 code for a protein of 568 amino acids.